Silurus meridionalis is the source of this 1800-nucleotide messenger RNA. RefSeq names its product clusterin (gene clu). The coding region runs from base 194 to 1525 and encodes 443 amino acids. The record is from RefSeq and is a predicted model, not a curated record. The transcript is spliced from 9 exons. NCBI's taxonomy places the organism in Eukaryota, Metazoa, Chordata, Actinopteri, Siluriformes, Siluridae.
GGUGCACAGGGGUGGGGGGGUUGCGGAGGGACUCGUGCUCGGGCGCUGAAUCAUUGCCGUCGCUUUGGCGUAUAAAUAACGGGACGCGCGCGCGCCGGGCUCAGCAGAGGACGCACCGAGGACGCACCGAAUCCAGCUGCGCGACGCGGAGGCUGCGUGUGUUUCCUGCAUCUGAAAGCCGAACUCACUGAAGAUGAGGGCGUGUUGGUUUUUGCUGGGCCUUUCGCUCCUCUACAUCUCAGCCGAGUGUCUGCUGCCCCCCACCAAGGACGACCUUAAUCAGAUCUCUCAGCUUGGAGAGAAAUAUGUGGAUAAAGAGAUCGAGAAUGCCAUUAACGGUGUAAAGGAGAUGAAGACCGUGAUGGAGAAGUCAGAGGAAGAUCACAAGAAGUUCCUCUCAACUUUGGAGGAAACCAAGAAGCAGAAAGAGGAAGCGCUGAGGGUCGCCCAGGAGAUGGAGGAGAAGCUGAGUGAGGAGGAGGCAGUGUGCAAUGAAACUACACAGGCUUUGUGGGAGGAGUGUAAGCCGUGCCUGAAGAACACGUGUGUAAAAUUUUACUCCCGCACCUGCAGCAGCGGUUCAGGUCUGGUGGGACGGCAGCUGGAGGAGUUCCUGAACCGAUCCUCGCCUUUCUCCAUCUGGAUUAACGGUCAGAACAUGGAGACUCUAGAGAAAGAGGACCACCAGCAGACGCAGCACUUCCAGGAUCUGGAAAGGCGAUACACCGACGUAGCCGAAGGCGUGGACAGCAUUUUCAUGGACAGCAUGAGAGUAUUUGACCACAUGCGCUCCCUGCACCAACCCAGAUGGUUCCACAGACCUUCCCGCAUCUACAGGUCCCUCUUCCAUGACCCAGAGUUCUCAGGCUUCCACAGCAUGUUCCAGCCCAUGAUGCAGAUGACUCAAGACGUAUUUGAGUCGUUUGGGUCGUCCAUGGGGGGUGAUUUGAACUUUCCCUCAGAAGGCGGCAACAUGAAUGAAGACGUCGUCAUAACCAAGCCGUUCGGAAACGAUAAAAUGACCUGCCGGGAGAUUCGCCGCAACUCCGCUGGCUGCAUCAAACUCCGGGAGGAGUGUGAGAAGUGCAAGGAGAUUCAGCACAUUGAUUGUUCUGGAAAGAAGCCUCUGGAAGGUCCACUGAAGGAGGACCUGGAAAAGGCUCUGGCUUUGGCCGAGAGAUUCACAAGGGAGUACAACAAUCUCCUGAGGCACUUUGAGGAGGAAAUGUUCAACACCUCAAAGCUGCUGGACACGCUCAGGAAGCAGUUUAGCUGGGUGUCCUCGCUCGCCAACCACACGACCAGCGACAACAACGGCAUCUUCAAAAUCCAAACAGUCAUCUGUAAGGACAUGGAGGACUCUGAGAAACCAGGCGACACCAACGUAUCCGUCAAACUGUUUGACGAGCCAGAAAUUAGCUUCAGCGUGCCAGGAGACAUCCCCUGGACCGACCCCAAGUUCUCCGAGGUGGUGGCGCAGGAGGCUCUGGAUCGCUACAAACAGAACACUGUAGUUGCAAAGUAACGCUGAAGAAAUCGACCCAGUAAUCAUCACUGAAAAACCAAACAACAAAAAAAACCUGCUUUUUAUCAACAUUUAUCAUUUAUCAGAAUACAAAUAGCUGGAUAUAUAUACUAUAAUUAACUGGAUGUUCACUAUCUAGCUUAAUUCCUGCUGUAUUAUCCUGAACUAGGCAUCGCGAGAUCCUCAAGCAUCUGUGUGAAAAUAAAAGCGCUUCCGAUUUCUUCGUAAUAACCAGAUGUAUGUUGUGAAAUGGAUAAUAAAAACGUACAAAUAAA